This is a messenger RNA of Miscanthus lutarioriparius, 1122 nucleotides long. Lineage: Eukaryota; Viridiplantae; Streptophyta; Magnoliopsida; Poales; Poaceae. The record is from the annotation of a GenBank genome assembly.
AUGGCGUCUCCUCUGGCCUGCAUGGGUCGCGAUGGCUAUGCUCGCUGCCAGGUCCUGCUGCUGCUCCUGGCGCUGGCGGUGGUGGUGCUUUUGCCGCCGUCGUCUGCAGUCCAUGGAUCAGGCAGAUCCGGUGGGUACGAGGACAUCUCGGCCAUCUUCAUGUUUGGCGACUCCAUCGUCGAUCCUGGCAACAACAACCACCGGCUGACGGAGGCGAAGGCCAACUUCCCUCCGUACGGGCAGGACUUCCCCGGCCGGGUUGCCACCGGGAGGUUCUCCAAUGGUCUUGUCCCCGGAGACCUAUUAGCUUCUAAGUUGGGUGUUAAGGAACUACUGCCUCCUUACCUUGCUGACGACCUUCAACCAAAUGACCUACUCACCGGUGUGGCCUUUGCUUCUGGAGGCAGUGGAUAUGAUCCACUCACAUCUACGUUCUCGACUGCCAGGUCGAGUGCGGAGCAACUUGAAUUAUUCCAUGACUACAAGGAGAAGGUAGCAGCUAUUGUUGGAGAGGAGAAGAUGACACGUGUUAUCUCCAAAGCCAUCUUCUUUACAAUCAUGGGGGCCAAUGAUAUUGUAAAUAACUAUUUUGCAGUUCCUUUAAGACGCCAUGAAUAUGACCUUCCUUCUUAUAUUGACUUUCUUGUCUCUUCGGCUAUCAACUUCACAAUGACUCUGAACAAUAUGGGAGCUAAGAAAAUUGGAGUUGUUGGUGUUCCACCAUUAGGCUGCUGUCCUUCUCAAAUAAUACUUGGAGGAAGUCCAUCAAGGGAAUGCGAGCCACUAAGGAAUCAAGCAUCAGUAUUAUUUAAUUCAAAGAUCUCAAAGGAAAUAGAUCGACUAAAUGCAGAAUGGAAUGGUUAUGGGUCAAAGUUUGUUUAUAUUGAUAUAUACUACAAUUUACUUGACCUUAUUCAGAAUCCAGUUUUUUAUGGUUUCAAGGAGGUCAAAGAAGGUUGUUGUGGUAGCACAGUGUUAAGUGCUGCGGUAUUCAUUGCAUAUCACAAUGCAUGUCCAAAUGCACUCGAUUAUAUUUUCUGGGACGGCUUCCAUCCUACCGAGAAGGCCUACAACAUUGUAGUUGACAAGCUCAUCCAACAGAAUAGGAAGUACCUACUGUGA